UUUGUAUCCCAUGCGGCUUUCAUAAUGAUUUUCUCCGAACCACCACAUCUUGCACCAUAGACCUAUCCGGAGAAAUCACAAGACAUUCAAGACGCAGGAUAACUCUAACGGCUGCUCGGUAUGGUCCGUAGAGUACCAAUUGAAUCGAGUUCAUGAUAAGUUUGGUCGUAUUUCUAUUACCUUGUAUGACGUCCUUAUAGGAUAUUAUAGCUACUAUAAAAAAUAUACUAAAUUCUGGGUCCUUAUAUAUUCGUUUAGAGCUCUACAAGACUUGGCCUUAUGUUCUACUUGCCUUCUGUAGUACAUCCUGUCAACUUACCGGCGGUCAUUCCUACUCACUCGUAUCGCAUCUCUUUGACGAGAUUAGGGGUAUUAGGUGCUACGUAUAUGAGUAGCACGGAAUGAUAUGAUACAGUAUGACGAAACAAGACCGGGCAUACCAUACCAUAAUCUUAACAGUUUAGUAGAAAUGUCCUCCACGGAUAUCAUAUGAAAGGGGGAAAGGCGCAUCCUAAUGUGUCGGAGAAAUGUUGCAUAUAUCCGAUCAUCGCCGGUCGAGGUAGAGCACCAUCUUCCCUACAUAAAGCACUCAAUUUCCGACUUAAAAUCAAGUUUAGCAUUUGUAUCUUCACUUAGUAUUAUAUUUAAGGUUCACUCUCAACUCAACUUUCACUAUGACAUCCGACAUCCCUACGGAACACCGCGCCCUCGUGGUCGAAGCCGUCGGCGAGGGCCUUCACGUCAAGAACAUUCCAACCCCCAAGCCCGGACCAGGCAAGGCCAUCGUCCGCAUAGCCGCGGCCGGUAUUCUUUCCUACCACCACGAGAUCUACGGCGGCACUCGCCACUACAACAUCCCAAAGCCGAUCGUGGGCGGCAUCAGCGCAAUCGGCCGCGUGGUCGCCGUCGGGGAAGACGCGACGGCCCUGGAGCCCGGCCAGCUCGUCUACGUCGACUGCGUGAUCCGCUCGCGCGACAACCCCAGCGACCUGUUCCUCACCGCCAUCCACGAGGGCCUCACCGAGGGCAGCAGGAAGCUCAUCCGCGACGUCUGGCGCGACGGGUGCUGGGCCGAGUACGCCCAGGCACCGCUGGAGAACUGCUUCGCUCUCGAUGAGGCUAGGCUGUGCGGCGAGCUGGGCUACGCGGUCCCGGAUAUCCUGUAUAUUUGCCACAUGCUGGUUGGGUUUGGAGGAUUUCGGGACAUCGAUCUCAAGCCCGGCGAGACCAUCAUCAUCUGCCCGGCUACUGGCGGCUACGGAGGCUCUGCUGUCCAGACCGCCAUCGGGAUGGGGGUAAGAGUCAUUGCUUUUGGCCGGAACGAGAAGGAGUUGGCUAGGAUCAAGGAACAUGUGCUGAGAGGCACGCCAACUGCAAGUAUCGAGACGGUGAAAAUGACCGGAGAUGAGAUGGCGGACGCGGCUGCACUGAAGGCAUUUGGUGCCGUCGAUGCCGUCCUGGACUUCACGCCACCGCAGGCGUCUAGGUCUCAGCAUGUAAAGAGUGCCACAUGGGCUCUCCGCCGUGGCGGACGUGUCAGCUUAAUGGGCUGGAACGAGGACUCCAUGAACCCAGCUGCAGUUGUCGGGUUGAACAUUGUCAUGAAAGGAAACCUGAUGUACCACCGAGAGGACAUUGUUCUAUUCAUCAAGAUGCUGGAAAGGGGCUUAUUUCCUCGGGGAAAGAACUUCGUGGAUACGAAGCUCUUCAAGUUGGAAGAUUGGAAAGAAGCUCUUGACGUGGCGGCGGAACACGCCGGUAUCGGGAAGUUCGUGGCUUUUGCCCCCUAGGGUCGUAUCCAGGUCCCUAUGGGAACUUCCCGGGAAGAAGUACGGUGGAAUAGAUAAUGGGCAGAUUGAUAGA
Molecule: messenger RNA, 1863 nt
Organism: Daldinia caldariorum
Lineage: Eukaryota; Fungi; Ascomycota; Sordariomycetes; Xylariales; Hypoxylaceae
Product: putative quinone oxidoreductase
Exons: 1
Coding region: 675-1790 (371 amino acids)
Source: RefSeq, a predicted model, not a curated record